AAAGAUGGCGUCUCUCAGGAUAUGCAGCCUUGCAGCCGUGCUGGUGAUAGCUGUGUUCAGUCUACCAGCUGAAGGCAUCAAGUGCUACCAAUGCGUUGGUCUGGGAGGAAAAGUAAAGGGGAACAGUCCUUGUGUCGGAAACUACUGGGACACAGGCGCAGGGGAGUGCCCCGCUACUCAUAACUACUGCUACAUCGUACAGACCACCAGCGGAUUGUCGACCAUCGCCGUGGAUAGAGGUUGUGCGAACGUGACCAAGAGAGCCUACUGCAAUAGCCAAGCUGGACAGACAUACUGUUACUCCUGGUGCAACAGUAACAGCUGCAACAGCGCGACCUCCAUGGCGCCUGGGUUCCUGGCUAUCAUCAUUCCAACGAUCGCUCUCGUGUUGCUAGCCUGGACAGGGCUGUGAGCAGGCUCUUUCGGUUGUGUUUAUUGCAUAGCCUCUACCAGGCUUCGGGAGGCGGCUGGAAAGAGUAGAAAUUGACCAAAU
Branchiostoma belcheri (Belcher's lancelet) is the source of this 493-nucleotide messenger RNA. RefSeq lists its product as uncharacterized. The record is from RefSeq and is a predicted model, not a curated record. NCBI's taxonomy places the organism in Eukaryota, Metazoa, Chordata, Leptocardii, Amphioxiformes, Branchiostomatidae. The coding region runs from base 5 to 412 and encodes 135 amino acids. The transcript is spliced from 3 exons.